AUGGAUGGGCUCGGCAGCGUCUCAAACGGCGCCUUCAGUAAUGGAUACACAACGAGGCAAGUCGAGACCGUUGUCUUCAAGUUUAUCGGAAGUCGACUGCUCCUUCGUCCGAUAGGUCGAUGGGUGGUGAUGCGCCAUCGAGCAGUUCGCUCGAGGAGCCGUGGGCCAUUCGCCGAUCUUCCCUUUUCCUCGCACCUAUCCGCCAAUAUCUGCAAAGUCUGCACGAAUGACGAGCAGUUGAAGAUUGCCGAGAAAGCGGGAAGCGUGGGCGUGCGGGUUGUCUUUCGUGUCGGAAACCUGGAGAGGAGGCGUGGGAAUGCCAUCUCUGGACCAGCAGGGCUGGUCCAGAGAUGGCAUUCCCACGGGUCUUCUUACAAUGUCCCCAAUCCUUUCGUCCUCCAUUGCGGACGUAACACCGGCUGCAGGAUGGACAAACGAGCUAAUCGAUUAGGUAAGGGAAGGGAGGAUACAGACAUGCUUCAUGAUCAAGGCUCCAAUACCAUUAGUUUCACAACUACAAUCAAAUCCCACGAGAUUGAGUGA
This is a messenger RNA of Darwinula stevensoni, 543 nucleotides long. The record is from the annotation of a GenBank genome assembly. NCBI's taxonomy places the organism in Eukaryota, Metazoa, Arthropoda, Ostracoda, Podocopida, Darwinulidae.